AUGACUCUAACUCAGACCUGCAGAGUUGUGGAGAUUAGACCAGUAGCUGAGAAGUUGUCUGAUCCAGGGAGUUUCACAAUUCCCUGCACCAUUGUUAACUUUGCCUUUGCCAAGGCACUUUGUGAUUUGGAGCUGGCUGAUAAAACUGUGAAAAGACCCUCUGGUAUUUUGGAUGACGUGUUGAUACAAGUAGGGAAAUUUGUGUUCCCUGCAGAUUUUGUGAUUCUAGAUUGUAAGGUUGAUGAAGAAAUUCCCAUAAUUUUGGGAAGGCCGUUCUUGGCCACAGGGAGAGCUCUCAUUGAAUGUGAAACCGGGAAGCUCAAGAUGAGGUUGAAUAAUGAGGUUAUAACAUUCAACGUGCAGAAAUUUAUGAGGCAACCAAGUGAAUUCACCAAUUGUUCUCUUAUUGAUGUCGUGGAUGUAAUCGUGGAAGAGGAUGAUGAGACAUUGACUAUUGAAGAUCCUCUUGCUGCAUGUCUUGUGAAUUUAGAUAAGGUGAACAUGGAAGAAUUAACAGAAUGGGUGCUGGCUCUAGAGUGCAGAGGGUUUUGGGAGAGAACACUUGAAUUCGAGCCCCUACACUUAGGAAACAGAGAAACUUCUCCAACCAAGCCAUCCAUAGAAGAACUACCAAAGUUGGAGUUGAAGCCACUGCCCGCCCAUCUCAGGUAUGCGUUCCUAGGACCUAAAUCCACUUUACUUAUUAUUAUCUCAUCAAGUAUGUUAGAUGUGCAGGCACAACAGCUUUUGCAGGUACUCAAGGAGUGCAAGGCUGCCAUUGGGUAG
Nicotiana tabacum (common tobacco) is the source of this 786-nucleotide messenger RNA. The record is from RefSeq and is a predicted model, not a curated record. Lineage: Eukaryota; Viridiplantae; Streptophyta; Magnoliopsida; Solanales; Solanaceae.